AUGAAGGCGCGAAAAUAUGUCGUUAAAAAUCAUUUCAACGGAAUACCAAAAAGAGAGGAUUACGAAGUUAUAGAAUACGAGUUACCCAGCCUGGUAGAUGGUGAUAUUCUCAUAAAAGCAGAAUGGGUAAGCGUCGAUCCUUACAUGAAAGUUUUCAGCAGCAACUUCCCAACACCAUACGAUCAGUUUGGAUUCCAAACCGGCGUAGUUCUAGAAUCAAAAGAUCCAAAAUACCCAAGAGGAACGAAGGUAGUCUCCCAUGCAGGCUGGUGCGACUACUGUGUAAUAAACCCAGGAAAAUUCACCUCUGAUUUUGAGAUUAUCUACAAAAUGCCCGAUCUACAAGAUCUGUCGGAUUCCAUAGCACUGAGCGCAGCGGGUAUGGUCGGAGCUACGGCUUAUUUUGGACUCCUGGAGAUCUGCAAGCCGAAAGCUGGUGAAACACUUGUAGUGACAGUCGCAGCAGGCGCAGUGGGAUCCAUAGUUGGGCAGAUAGGGAUGAUCGUUGGAUGCAGAGUGGUAGGCUUCACUGGAUCAGAUGAGAAGGUCAGAUGGCUAGAAGAUGAGAUCGGUUACGACAGAGCAUUCAACUACAAAACCACUGACAUUGACGAAGCAUUGAAAGAGGCGGCACCAGAUGGAGUGGACUGUUAUUUCGACAACGUUGGAGGCGAAAUGAGUAGCAUCAUCAUGAACCAUAUGAAUGAGUUUGGAAGGGUGUCAGUGUGUGGAUGCAUCAGUGCUUAUACCGCUGAGGAGGAUAACUUUCCUAAAGCAUCUACAACGCAACUGAAUAUCUUCUUGAAACAGUUGAAAAUUGAAGGUUUUAUUGUCUUACGCUGGUUGAACGAAUGGCCUACAGCGUUUAGGGAUAUAACUAGUUGGAUCAAAAGUGGAGAAAUUAAGAUUAAAGAACAUGUCUUGGAAGGUUUUGAUAAUAUAUUCGAUGCGUUUAUCUCAAUGAUCUCAGGUGCUAAUACCGGUAAGGUGGUUGUUAAAUUAUAA
Aricia agestis (brown argus) is the source of this 1005-nucleotide messenger RNA. Its product is annotated as prostaglandin reductase 1-like. Bases 1 to 1005 code for a protein of 334 amino acids. Gene Ontology annotation, cellular component: cytoplasm. NCBI's taxonomy places the organism in Eukaryota, Metazoa, Arthropoda, Insecta, Lepidoptera, Lycaenidae. Gene Ontology annotation, molecular function: 15-oxoprostaglandin 13-reductase [NAD(P)+] activity; 2-alkenal reductase [NAD(P)H] activity. Gene Ontology annotation, biological process: prostaglandin metabolic process. The record is from RefSeq and is a predicted model, not a curated record. The transcript has a single exon.